GUUUCCCCUUUGCAAAUGAUAGGGCAAGUACUGCAGAAAACACUUCAGUUUUUUGGUUGGAGAUAUGUGGGUCUCAUGGGAAGCUCGAGUGAUGUCUUCACUUGGGCUGAAAUGGAUGAAUUGUGGUCAUCUGUAGAAAACCAGCUCCAAACUAACAUCACAGUCACUGCUAAGGUGAGGUACAAUACAAAAAAUCAAGGACUCCACCAAGAAAAGCUCAGCUACAUAACAUCUGUUGCAAGAAUUAUUGUUUUAAUCUGCAGUUCUUCGGAUGCAAGAUCCAUUUUGUUAGAAGCCAAAGAGCUAGGCAUGACAAAUGGGCCAUAUGUGUUUUUUGUUCUGCAGCAAUUUGAGGAUAAUUUUUUUAAAGAAACUUGGACUAAUGAGAACAGCAACAUCCUAGAUGCCUAUCAUCCUGUAUUUUUGAUAGCCCUCCAGUCUUACAGGGAAUAUAAGACCUAUUCUGAUUUUGUGAACGAAGUCUAUGACAAGCUGAAGGAUAAGCAACCUUCUAGUUUUAUUUCUACACAAGAAGAGGUAAGUUCUUAUGCUCCCUACCUGCAUGAUGCAGUCUUGCUGUAUGCAUUAGCCAUAAAGGAAAUGUCUGAAAAGAAAAAGAAUUUCAGUGAUGGAAGAGCACUUGUCAACACUUUGAAAGGCUGCAAUACAACGCUUGUGUAUGGCAUUACUGGUCCAGUGCACAUUGAUGAAUCAGGUGAGAGAAACAUGGAUUACUCUGUGUAUGAUCUCCAGGACUCUGGCAACUCAAAAUGCUUCCUUCCUGUUCUUAACUUUGAUAGUUUCAGUAAAACACUCAGCCCAACCACAGAAAUUAACAGCAUCAAUUGGUCAGAUGGAGAAAUACCUGAAGACAAACCACCAUGUGGGUUCCACAAUGAACAUUGUAAACCUCCAGUUGUUAGUAAGUGCGCAGCCCUUAUUGUUGUGAUAAUACUCCUGAUAAUGACAGCAUUAGGAGCCAUUGGUGUCACAAUGUUUUUGAAGAUCCAUAAAGGCAGGCUUGAGAAGCAAAUCGAUCAUUUAUGGUGGAGAAUUAAUUAUGAUGACAUCAUCUUUUUUAAUGAUAAUAAGGAAGUCUUUGAUUUAUCUCAAAGAAACACACCAGUGCCCAAAGAAACAGAAGACACUAGUUCCCAUUUAUUUCUUUCAAGCAAUAAUUUUUCUGGAAUAAAGGGCAAACAAGAUAGAGAAAUGUUUUAUACUACAGUAGGACUUUAUCAGGGAACUUUUGUUGCUCUCAAACACACUGAUAAUCAGACAGAUAACUGGAAACUAUCAGUCCUUCAGGAGAUUCAUAUGAUGAGAGAACUGAGGCAUGAGAAUCUAGCAGUCUUCUAUGGAAUUUGUCCUGAAGCUCCAAACAUCUGCAUUGUGAUGCAUUAUUACAAGAAAGGAAGCCUAAAGGAUGUUUUGAUGCAUUCCAAUAUUGAACUGGACUGGAUAUUCAAAAUCUCUUUUGCCUAUGACAUCGUCAACGGUAUGAUCUUUCUCCACAACAGUCCCUUGAAGUCUCAUGGUAACUUGAAGCCUACCAACUGCCUGGUAGACACUCGCAUGCAAGUGAAAUUGUGUGGGUAUGGGUUGUGGGAAUUGAAGUAUGGAACAAAAUCCAGAAUAAUAACAGAGAAGGAGACUGAAUAUGCUGACUUCUUCUGGACAGCUCCUGAAUUGCUAAGGAUGGAGGAAUACCCAUUGCAGGGCACCCAGAAGGGCGAUGUAUACAGCUUUGCUAUUAUUAUGAGGGAGCUGAUAUAUAAUGAUGAAGAUGGUCCAUUCCAAGACCUAAAUAAGAAUUCAGAAGAGAUCAUUAAAAAAAUCCAAGAAGUUGGUUCUCCUGUUCCAUUUCGCCCCUCUCUUUCAACAGAGAGGUGUAAUGAAAACAUUGUUGCACUUCUAGAGGCAUGUUGGGAUGAACAUCCAGAGAGAAGGCCAACAUUUGCUGAUGUGAAGAGAACAUUGAGAGAAGCUAGUCCUGAAAGCCAUUUCAGUAUUUUAGACAACAUGGUCAAUAAAUUGGAAAAAUAUGCCAAUCAUCUCGAGGAAGUAGUUGAAGCAAGAACAACACAGUUAUUGGCAGAAAAGAAGAAGACUGAGAAGCUGUUAUCAGCCAUGCUACCAGGCUUCAUUGGAGAACAGCUGGUUGCUGGGAGGUCAGUGGAACCUGAAAGCUUUGACUCUGUCUCCAUUUUCUUCUCGGAUAUUGUGGAUUUCACUAGGUUAUGCUCCCUCAGCUCUCCGCUGCAAGUUGUCAACCUUCUCAAUGACCUAUAUAGUCUGUUUGAUAAUAUCAUUAAAAUAUAUGAUGUCUACAAGGUUGAAACCAUUGGAGAUGCUUAUAUGGUGGCUAGUGGUCUCCCCAUUCGAAAUGGAACAAAGCAUGUUGAGGAAAUUGCUACAAUGUCUUUGCACUUUCUCAGUGCAAUGAUUUCCUUCAAGAUUAGACACAUGCCAAAUGAGAAGCUGAGAUUGCGUGUUGGUAUUCAUACAGGCCCUGUUGUUGCAGGUGUGGUGGGAAUCACAAGGCCACGCUAUUGCCUGUUUGGAGACACUGUGAAUACAGCUUCAAGGAUGGAAAGUACCAGUUUACCUCUUCAAAUCCAUGUCUCUAUGAUCACAGCAAAUGUUCUGCAGUCAAUUGGAGGUUAUGAUUUGCAAGAAAGAGGAACCAUUAAAAUAAAGGGCAAGGGGCAACAAAGAACAUUUUGGCUCAGAGGAAAAACUGGCUUUAACAUGCCUUUGCCAGCAUUCAGUGAAGAUGUAGAAACUCACCCAAAGGGAUAUGUGGAAGUGGAACAAAAGGCGCAGCUUUCAUCUGCAAUUGAAUGGGAUGAUCUGGAGUCACUUGAAGAAAAAAAGGAUGGCUUAUAA
Messenger RNA from Anolis sagrei ordinatus, 2889 nucleotides. NCBI's taxonomy places the organism in Eukaryota, Metazoa, Chordata, Lepidosauria, Squamata, Anolidae. The record is from RefSeq and is a predicted model, not a curated record.